This is a messenger RNA of Aspergillus caelatus, 1512 nucleotides long. RefSeq names its product cytochrome P450. The transcript has 6 exons. NCBI's taxonomy places the organism in Eukaryota, Fungi, Ascomycota, Eurotiomycetes, Eurotiales, Aspergillaceae. The record is from RefSeq and is a predicted model, not a curated record. Bases 1 to 1344 code for a protein of 447 amino acids. Gene Ontology annotation, molecular function: monooxygenase activity; heme binding; oxidoreductase activity, acting on paired donors, with incorporation or reduction of molecular oxygen.
AUGAGCCAAUUCUCUAGCGAGAUCAUUCGCCGCGCUAUCUACAAAACUAGUAAUCCGAAUGCAGAUAGCCUCUCACUCAGGAAGGCUUUGACAACGGUUUUGCUGAUUGGGGUCACGUACUGCAUUAUCGUCGGCAUAUACAGGGUCUCACUCCAUCCGCUCGCAAAGUAUCCCGGGCCAAAACUGGCAGCGGUGACACGCCUGUGGCAUUCUUACCAUCUAUGUACCGGAGACAUCGUUGUAGCCCUUUCGUGGGCACACGAGACAUAUGGACCAGUGUUACGGAUUGCUCCAGACGAGGGCUCCACUGCUCCUCAUUCAAUCGUCACGGUAGAUGGCGAGCUGCAUCACGUUUACCGCCGUCUGCUUGCCAAGGGUUUCUCGAAUGCUGCAUUGAGGGAGCAGGAGCCAGUGAUUCAACGCAACAUCAAUCUACUGAUAGAGAAGCUGCAUGAGGAAGUAGCAGCAGGAAGGACACCGGAAAUGACGGCUUGGUUCAACUAUGCGACAUUCGACUUGAUCGGCGAGCUUGCAUUCGGCGAGACCUACGGCUGCCUGGAGAACUCGCAGUACCAUCCCUGGGUGGAAAUAAUUCUCAAGGUAAUGAAACUCCGUGCCAUGACGCAUGCUGUGGGGUACUAUCCGUGGAUCUUCCAUAUCUUGAUGUUGUUCGUGCUCAAGUCCUUACGCGAUAAAUUUGUCACCCACCGGACGUACACCCAUGACAAGGUGCAGCAUCCACAGAACGGGCUCGAGCGUUACGAGAUCGACGGGAAUUGCUCAACCCUCAUCAUCGCCGGGAGCGAAACGACAGCAACCGCUUUGAGCGCCACGCUAUACUUCCUGACCCAGAACGAAAAUGCCAAGCGCAAAGUGAUCGGCGAAAUCCGAAGCACCUUUCACAACGUUGGAGACAUUAACUCGAUCAGCGUGAAUCAACUGAAGUAUCUGAACGCGUGCAUGAACGAGGCGCUCCGGAUCUUCCCUCUUGGUCCCGCCGUCUUUCCGCGCCGAGUCCCUCCGGGGGUGGGCAUCGCGCACUACUGCAUCAAUCGUUGCAGCCGAAACUUUGUCGAUCCGGACAAAUUCAUCCCUGAACGAUGGCUCGGCGAUCCCGUGUACCAGAACGACGACCGCCACGCCAUGCAGGCGUUCAGCUAUGGUCCUCGCAACUGCAUUGCCCAUAAUCUCGCCCGGUUGGAAAUACGUCUGGUCCUGGCUCGGUUGAUCUGGGAAUUUGAUUGGGAGCUAGCUCCUGGAUCGGAGCAGUGGGAAGAGGCGUUGGUCUUCAACGUCUGGAGUACAAAGCUGUUGAACAUCAAAUUUACCCCAGUAUUACGCUGACGUUUAAGAGAAUGUGGAUGAUAGGGAAGGCAACCUGACAGUUUGAGGAGAUAGUCUUUGCAUCACGAGUAUCAUUGUUUGUAUCCGCUUUGCGUGGUUUGGCCCGUAUUAGAAUUUCAUAGCUGUUGGUAACACUGUGUACUUGAUGUUUAUGCUCUACAAAGGGUC